AUGAUUUCUAGGGGGCGGAGCAUCUUCAAGUGGGCGUGGCUCACAUAUAAAAGAAGGUCUAUUGGCAUCUAUUCUUCAGUUGUUUUUCUACAAGUCAUGUCCGUUGACUCGCAGCCCCAAGUCCCUGUUGUUAUCCGCCAAUCGGAUGGAUCAAAGAUUCAUGAGAUCGCUGGCCACAAGUUCAAAGCCAUUACUUUGGGACAACCUACGUUCUGCUCGUUCUGCACCAAGUUUAUCUAUGGAGUUGGAAAGCAGGGAUACAAGUGUUUGGGCUGUGAGACCGUUGUCCACAAACGUUGUCACUCCUUCAUCUCUGCUCGCUGCACUUUCGGCCCAUCAUCCCGUGCUCCUUUGAUUCCAGAAGGUUCCCAAGAACAAGUGUAUCGUCGGAACCGCUCGACUUCUAUGGAACCUCCAGCAAACAACCACCACUUCACCAAACACUUUUACACCCGACCAACAUUCUGUGAUCAUUGUGGAAGCAUGUUGUAUGGAAUUCUGAAACAAGGCGUUCAGUGUACGGAUUGUCAUGCAAAUGUUCAUCAUCGAUGUCAAGAUAAGGCGAUGCACAAUUGCGGAAUUCAAGUUCAGUGA
This is a messenger RNA of Caenorhabditis briggsae, 594 nucleotides long. Gene Ontology annotation, molecular function: protein serine/threonine kinase activity; ATP binding. The transcript has 2 exons. NCBI's taxonomy places the organism in Eukaryota, Metazoa, Nematoda, Chromadorea, Rhabditida, Rhabditidae. The record is from RefSeq and is a predicted model, not a curated record. Bases 1 to 594 code for a protein of 197 amino acids. Gene Ontology annotation, biological process: protein phosphorylation.